Molecule: messenger RNA, 621 nt
Organism: Penicilliopsis zonata CBS 506.65
Lineage: Eukaryota; Fungi; Ascomycota; Eurotiomycetes; Eurotiales; Aspergillaceae
Exons: 3
Coding region: 1-621 (206 amino acids)
Biological process (GO): vesicle budding from membrane; late endosome to vacuole transport via multivesicular body sorting pathway
Cellular component (GO): multivesicular body; ESCRT III complex
Source: RefSeq, a predicted model, not a curated record
AUGGGCAACGCCAGUAGUACUCACAAGAUCUCCGCUCAGGAUAGGGCAAUCCUUGAUCUCAAGAACCAGCGGGACAAACUGCAUAAAUACCAGAAACGGGUCACGAUUCUCACAGAUCAAGAGAAGGCCAUUGCCAAGCAGUGCCUAGCCCGGAAUGACCAGGGUCGAGCACGACUUGCUCUCCGACGCAAGAAGUACCAGGAGUCGUUGCUGGCCAAAACCGAUGCGCAGCUAGAGCAAUUAGAAAAGCUCGUGGGGCAGGUCGAGUUUGCCCUUGUGCAGAAAGAUGUCCUCUACGGGUUACAGGAAGGGACCAAGGUGUUACAAACGAUCAACAAGGAAAUGGGUGGUAUAGAAGGCGUGGAGAAACUGAUGGAAGAGACGGAAGAGGCACGCGCCUAUCAAGAGGAAAUCAAAAAUAUGCUUGCAGGUCAACUUUCAAAUCAGGAUGAAGAUGAGGUGGAUGCUGAGCUAGAAGCCCUGGAACGCGAAGUCAUAAAAUUGCCCAGCGUCCCCAUUACGCAACCUCCGGUAAAGCUGAAGGGCCUAGAAGACGAGCGGAUAGCUGGAGAACAAGAAGAAGCGGAGAAGGAAAGAACACGGAUUGCUUUGCCUGCUUAG